Messenger RNA from Chiroxiphia lanceolata (lance-tailed manakin), 2612 nucleotides. RefSeq names its product FCH and double SH3 domains 1 (gene FCHSD1). The transcript has 18 exons. Gene Ontology annotation, biological process: neuromuscular synaptic transmission; regulation of actin filament polymerization. Gene Ontology annotation, molecular function: protein binding. The record is from RefSeq and is a predicted model, not a curated record. The coding region runs from base 108 to 2237 and encodes 709 amino acids. NCBI's taxonomy places the organism in Eukaryota, Metazoa, Chordata, Aves, Passeriformes, Pipridae. Gene Ontology annotation, cellular component: neuromuscular junction; recycling endosome.
GGGCCCGUCCCGGCAGUUCCGGGCUCCGCGCACGCGAUCGGGGGCAGGGCUCGGGGUCGGGAUCGGGACAGGGACCGGGAUCAGGACGGCACCGGGGGAACGCAGCGAUGCAGCCGCCGCCGCGCAAGGUCAAGCUCACGCAGGAGCUGCGGGUCCACGUCCUGGAGCAGCUCUCGGGCCUGCAGAGCAAGCAGCAGCGGGACGCCGAGCUGCUGGAGGACAUCAGGUCCUACAGCAAGCAGAGGGCCGCCAUCGACAGGGAGUAUGGACAGGCACUGCAGAGGCUGGCGAGCCAGUUCGUGAAGAGAGACUGGCAGCGGGGCCGCGGCGAGGCCGGCGACUCCAGGAGCGUGGCCGCUGUCUGGAAGGGUGUCAUCGAGGGGACGGCGCACGCCGGGCAGGUCCGUGUCACCGCCUCAGAGAGCUACCGCGCCCUGGCCGCCGAGGCCGCCCGCACCGCCCGCCUCUCCAAGGAGAGGAUGCUCAAGAAGGGCAUGGAGCGGCUGCAGAAGGUGCAGGCGGAGCUGCUGGAGUCAGUGAAGGAGCUGGACAAGGCCAAGAAGCAGUUCACACACCUCCAGCGGAGCAGCGAAGUGGCCAGGGACAAGGCGGCCGACGUGGAGGCUCGCCUCCGGAAGAGCGACCGGCGGAUAUUUCACACCAAGGCCAGUCUGCAAAAGCUCAGUGCCAAGUUCUCAGCACGGCUGGCCGAGCACUCGAGGCAGCUGGCGGGGGUGCAGAACGAGUACAGCUUCGCCCUGGUCUCUGCCACUGCCCACCUGGAGCAUUACCAGCGCGUUGAGCUGCCCGCAGCCAUGCAGGCGCUGGAUGGGGACCUCUACGAGCGGCUCCGGGAGCACUUGUCGGCCGCCAGCCGGACGGAGGUGGAGACCUGCCGGGCCACACGGGACUGGUUCCAGGGUGUUGCGGAGGCAUCCGCGCGGGUGUGCCGGGAGCAGGACCUCCUCCUCUUCCUGCAGGACCACCCCGCCUUCUCCCUGGCCCCCGAGCAGCGCUUCCAGCUCGCCGAGGUGGAGGAGGUGUGCCUGCUGCCACCAGGGGAUGAUGGAGCCAGCCUGGAGAAGGAGGCCCGGCGCUGGGCCACGCGCGUGACCCGGGACUGCAAAAACAAGGCACACAGCGAGGAGGUGCUGCAGCGACUGGAGGCCAGGCGGCAGCAGGUCUCGGAGGGGGAAGCAGCGACUGUGGAGCGGCAGAUGGAAGAAGCGAGGGAAAACAUCCGGAAGGCGGAGGUCAGCCGAGUGAAGGCCGAGGCACGGCUGGCACUGCUGCGGGCAGCAGGGCUGGAUGUGGAUGCCUGGCUGGCGGGGGCCAUGGUGGGGACAGGCGAGGAGACACCCACGGGGCUGGAUCCGGCCGAGUUCGAUGACUACGAGGACAGUGACGAGCCGGAUGGGGACGAUGAGCCUGGUCCUGCUGCUCGCACCUACCCCUACACCUGCCGGGUCAUCUUUGGGUACCAGGGCUGCCAGGCGGACGAGCUGUCCAUCACCCAGGGCGAGGAGCUGGAGGUCAUCGAGGACGGGGACGCAGAGGAAUGGGUGAAGGCUCGGAACAAGGCAGGCCAGGUCGGCUACGUCCCCGAAAAGUACCUUCUGUCCCUCGGGUGUGAGUCAGGGGCCGGGCUCGGCCCCCCAGGACCCUCGGCGUUGCACCGCCAGCUCUCCAGCAUUAUGGCAGCAGAACUGGUGCUGGAGCCUGGAGCCUGGCUGGUGCGGGCCCUGUAUGACUACGAGGGGCAGAGCCCCGAGGAGCUGAGUUUCCCCGAGGGGGCCAUCAUCCGGGUGCUGCCCCGCGCCGCCGGAGAGGUGGACGAUGGAUUCUGGACCGGCGACUUCGACGGCCGGGUCGGCGUCUUCCCCUCCCUGGUGGUGGAGGAGCUCACAGGGGCCCGGGAGGCAGCGGGGCAGGAGCUGCCGUCGCCAUCCCCUCCACCCUUCUCCCCUCCUGGCCUCGCCCCCGGGGCCAUGCUGACCCCCAGCCCUGCUCCUGAGACAUCCCUGGGAGGUGAGUGCUGGGGGGGAGAGCUGGAAAGGGCUGGGAGGGCCUGGAAAGCCAGGCUGAGCUGCUGGGCCCUUCCAGGUUGCCGGCAGGAUGGCACGGGCAGCGGGCAGAGCUCUCCGGACCUGGCAGCCACCCGACUCCGGCCGCUCCGUGCACCGCCCCCGCCGCCCGGCAGAGUCCCUGAGCCCGACCCCGAGCUGCACUUCAGCUGACCCUGCGAGUCCCCCUCAUCCCUCUCUGCCCCCCAGAAAGCUUUGCCCAAGCAAACCACCACAGGCUGCUGUCUCUGGCACUGCCCCACGCCCCGAGCUGGUCUCUCCAGGGGCUACAACCCGCCCAGUGCCACUUGCAGAGUGUUCCUGCAUCCCAGUGCAGCACCAGGAACCCUGGCUAGCCCUUUUUCCGGGUGCUCAGUGCCACAGCCAGGCCCCAUCUCACCCACCUCUUGCCUCUGCCCUUUCUGCCUGGCGUCACCCGUGCACCCCCUGCACAGCCCUGGUCCCUGGGGGGGCUCAUCCCUGGACCCAGCCCCCCACAGGCAGGAGUGAGGGGGGAAGGGCUGUUCCCAAUAAAUCCAGUUGUCUGGU